AUGUUGCGCGCCCUGCGGCGCCGCUGGGACCGCUACAAGUACCGCUUCGUGCCCUGGCUCGCGCUCAACCUCCGCCGCGAGCGCAGGACCCUCCGGUAUGUUCCCAAAAACUCCCAAGACAAAAUUAUCCCGGAUGGAGAUGUCUUUCUGACCCUGCUGAAAGUCUUUGAAGCUCUGUUCAUAAAUGACUUGAGUAAACAAGCCCAAGUGCUGGCCCUAUGUCCUGAAAUUAGACGUAAAUACCUGGAGCCGCCGUCUCCCGAGCGGACACAACCCGGCAUCGACGCACGGAGCGGCCGGAGCCAGCGCGUGCGCAGCCCGGAGGAGGUUCUUUUCGACACCCUUGGGUUCAGCAUCACUCGAGACCGAAGCUCGCUGCUUUCUGCCGGAACCGGAGUCUUCGUUUCCAAAGGUUUUGUGCCAAAGGGGACCGUUGUGUCCAUGUAUCCCGGUACAAUGUACAGAAAACAUGAGCCCAUCUUCUUCCAGUCCCUUGGCAAUCCCUUUAUUUUUAGGUGCAUAGAUGGUGUUCUUAUUGAUGGGAACGACAAAGGGCUAUCCAGAGCAGUGUACAGGUCCUGCAGCCGCAGGGACGGGCUGGGCGCGCUGCGGGCCUGUGACAGCAGCUGGCUCACGGCGGCGCCGCGCAACCCGCUGGCGCUGGGGCACUACGUGAACAACUGCGCACAGGAAAAAGCCGCCAAUGUCUGUUACCAGGAGUUCGACGUGCCAGCAUCUUUUCCAGUAGAGCUGAAGCAGUAUCUUCCAAACAUCGCCUACAGCCAUGACAUAGAGAGCCACCUGAGGUGUGUCGUGCUUGUUACGCUCAGAGACAUCAAGCAAGGAGAAGAACUUUUUUCUAAUUACUUCACUGUUGUUAACUGAAUUAUUCAGUGGAUGGGCUGGAUGAAUCUGUUUUAUUAAAAUAAAUGAAGUGUGUACAUGCUUCGA
Nothoprocta perdicaria is the source of this 951-nucleotide messenger RNA. RefSeq names its product SET domain containing 9 (gene SETD9). Gene Ontology annotation, molecular function: protein binding. The coding region runs from base 1 to 885 and encodes 294 amino acids. The record is from RefSeq and is a predicted model, not a curated record. Lineage: Eukaryota; Metazoa; Chordata; Aves; Tinamiformes; Tinamidae. The transcript has 6 exons.